UGGUGAUAUACCCGGGCAUUCGGGUGGGCGCCGAACAAACCGUCGUGAAGGCCAUUCUUUCUCCUUUGUCCACCACGACCUAACUUAAGUUGGAUAAAUCUUUCGUUGCCUGUGGACUGCACUGCAGAGCUCCCUUCUUGUUUCUGCCCUUGGCCCCGCCGUCUUUAAUCCCCUGAGCGUCCCGCCGGCCAGCUGUGUAUUAGCGGUCCCGAAAACCCCGAGAUGUAUACCACGUCGUUUGCCUUCUUCGAGGCGAUCGCCGAGGCCGGCGUCUCGCAUUGCUUUGUCAACUUGGGAUCCGACCAUCCUAGCAUCAUUGAGGCCAUGGUGGUGCUGAAGUCGAACCCCAAGUUCCCGCGCAUCAUCACCUGCCCGAGUGAGAUGGUCGCCAUGUCCAUGGCCGACGGCUACGCCCGCGUGACGGGCAAGCCUCAGUGCGUCAUCAUCCACGUCGACGUCGGCACACAGGCGCUCGGGGCGGCUGUCCAUAACGCAUCCACCGGCCGCUGUCCCGUGCUCAUCUUCGCCGGCCUCUCCCCGAUGACGCUGGAGGGGGAGCUGCGCGGCUCCCGCAGCGAGUUCAUCCACUGGCUGCAGGACGUGCCCGACCAGCGCGCCAUCGUCGCCCAGUACUGCCGGUAUACCAGCGAGAUACGGACGGGCGUCAACAUCAAGCAGGUGGUCAACCGGGCGCUGCAGUUUGCCACGAGCGUGCCACGGGGGCCCGUCUACCUCUGCGCCGCGCGCGAGGUGCUCGAGGCCGACAUCGAGCCGUACGAGAUGAGCCUCCGGCAGCGGUACUGGGAACCCGUCGAGCUGGGCGGAUUGCCGCCCAAGGGUGCCAGGGGGAUCGCCGAAGCGCUGGCGGGCGCGUCGAGACCGCUUCUCGUGACCGGGUACUCGGGCCGCAAUCACGAGACCCCCGCGGCCCUGAUCGAGCUUGCCGACAUCGUCAAGGCUCUGCGGGUGCUUGACACGGCGGGCAGCGACAUGUGCUUCCCCGCUGACCACCCAGCGUGGCUGGGUGUGAGACAGGGCGCGGACCCGUCCAUAUCUGACGCAGACGUGAUCGUGGUGCUCGACUGCGACGUGCCGUGGAUCCAGACGCUAUGCAAGCCGCGACCAGACGCGACCGUCUUCCACAUCGAUUCCGACCCGCUCAAGCAGCGCAUGCCCCUCUUCUACAUCCAGGCCGACGCCCGGUACCAAGCCGACUCGCUGCUCUCGGUGCAGCAGAUCAUCGAGGUCCUGCGCCGGCCGGACAGCGAGGCCGCCAAGCUCCUCGGCUCGAAGGAUCUCGCCGCGGCGGAAGCCGCGCGGCAGGAGGCGUAUGCCGCGCGCAUCGAGCGCAUCGAGAAGGCGGCGGGCCCGCUCCCCGAUGGGAGGUUCGGGGUCGCCCACCUCAGCAAACUCCUCCGGUCCGCCUGCCCCGAAGACACCAUCUGGGCGGUUGAGGCGGUCACCAACACGGGCUUCAUCCACGACAACGUGCGCCCGACGCGGCCCGGGUCGUGGAUCAACUGCGGCGCGAGCGGUCUCGGCUGGUCGGGCGGCGCCGCCCUGGGCAUCAAGCUCGCGGCCGACGCCGAGGGGCGCGGCCAGUUCGUCUGCCAGAUCGUCGGUGACGGGACAUAUAUGUUCUCCAUCCCAGGUAGCGUCUACUGGAUCGCCCAUCGGUACAAGAUUCCGGUGCUGACCAUUGUACUAAACAACAAUGGCUGGAACGCGCCGCGCAAGUCGUACAUGCUAGUGCACCCCGAGGGCGCGGCAUCCAAGGUGUCGGACGAGGACAUCCACAUCUCGUUCGCCCCGCCGCCGGACUACGCCGGUAUCGCGGCGGCGGCCGGGGCGGGCGACGUGCACGCCCUCAAGGUUGAGGAGGCGAGCCAGCUCGAGGCGGUGCUGAAGGACGCCGUGGCCAAGGUCCAGGCCGGAAACACGACGGUCGUGGACUGCCGAAUCGUGCCAGGGUACUAGACGGGAACUGAAACGA
Messenger RNA from Thermothelomyces thermophilus ATCC 42464, 1993 nucleotides. RefSeq lists its product as uncharacterized. The transcript is spliced from 3 exons. Bases 223 to 1977 code for a protein of 584 amino acids. Gene Ontology annotation, biological process: L-valine biosynthetic process. Gene Ontology annotation, cellular component: acetolactate synthase complex; mitochondrion. Gene Ontology annotation, molecular function: acetolactate synthase activity; flavin adenine dinucleotide binding; magnesium ion binding. Lineage: Eukaryota; Fungi; Ascomycota; Sordariomycetes; Sordariales; Chaetomiaceae. The record is from RefSeq and is a predicted model, not a curated record.